Molecule: messenger RNA, 261 nt
Organism: Prunus armeniaca (apricot)
Lineage: Eukaryota; Viridiplantae; Streptophyta; Magnoliopsida; Rosales; Rosaceae
Source: the annotation of a GenBank genome assembly
AUGCUUCACAUCCUUGCCGAGCCUUUAACACCGAUUGUAAGCCCAUGGCCCUUCACCCAAUGGGGACUGGACUUGAUCGGUCCAAUGCCACAAGGGAAGGGCCAAGUUAAGUAUGAUGUGGUUGCCGUAGGCUACUUCACCAAAUGGGUAGAAGCCGAAGCUCUAGCAACCAUAACGAUAGCCAGUUCUGUACUCGCCUUAAGGUCAAAUUGUUCUUCGCCUCACCAGCUCACACCCAAUCAAACAGCCAGGUCGAAGUGA